Molecule: messenger RNA, 747 nt
Organism: Lottia gigantea (owl limpet)
Lineage: Eukaryota; Metazoa; Mollusca; Gastropoda; Lottiidae
Exons: 7
Coding region: 1-747 (248 amino acids)
Biological process (GO): mRNA splicing, via spliceosome
Cellular component (GO): U2 snRNP
Molecular function (GO): protein binding; U2 snRNA binding
Source: RefSeq, a predicted model, not a curated record
AUGGUCCGUCUAACUGCUGAACUGAUAGAACAAUCAGCACAGUACACAAACCCAGUCCGGGACAGAGAACUUGAUUUAAGAGGAUAUAGAAUACCAGUUUUAGAAAAUUUAGGUGCUACUUUAGAUCAGUUUGAUACCAUUGAUUUCUCAGACAAUGACAUCAGAAAACUGGAUGGUUUUCCUUUAUUAAAAAGAUUGAAGAAUUUAUUAUUUAACAAUAACAGAAUAGUACGAAUAGGUGAUGAUCUAGAACAGUCUAUACCUAAUCUAGAAUCUUUAAUAUUGACUAACAAUGGUUUACAAGAAUUAGGCGAUCUAGAUUCUUUAUCAUUAUUACCCAACUUGGAACAUUUAAGUUUAUUACGUAAUCCUGUAACAACAAAGAAAAACUACAGAUUUUAUGUCAUUCAUAAAGUACCUCAAAUUCGUGUUCUUGACUUUCAAAGAAUCAAAUUAAAGGAAAGACAAGCAGCAACUAAAUUAUUUAAAGGAAAGAAAGGCCAACAAUUAGUACAAGAAUUAGGAAAAAGAAGUAAAACAUUCACAGUCAUUGAUAAACUACCUGAUAAACGUGGUGUUAGUAAUGGUCCAUCUAAAGAAGAAAUAGAAUCAAUCAAGAAAGCAAUAGCUAAUGCUAAAAGUUUAGAUGAAGUUGAAAGACUCAAUCAGAUGUUGAAGUCUGGUCAGGUGCCUGGAAAAGAAGUUAAUGGUAAACGAAGAAAAGGUCAGUACUUAGUUUUAAUUUAA